ACAUUUAGGUCUGGCCUGACAGAUGUCAGUUAACUUGAAGAAGUCUAAAGCAGGAGAAUAUGAUGCUUCAGAAAAUGGUGAAGAAGGCAUUGCCCCUCAACAAAAACCUUUUCAUGAAGAAAAAAGUGAAUCAGGUGAAUCUGAUGAUGGUGAAUCUCUUCAGAGUGAAGAGAAGUUAGAUAGCCCAAAUGUGUUCAGGAAAUUUCAUUUUGCUGAUGAAUCUGGCUCAUUGGAUGUGACAAUCCCAGAGGUAUUGCAUCCCAGUUAUGGAAUGUACACUUGGCCUGGGGCUGUGGUACUUGCACAAUAUAUCUGGCAUAAUCGAGACGAUUUUUAUGGCAAGAAAGUCCUUGAAAUUGGAGCAGGAACUGCACUCCCAGGUAUAGUAGCAGCCAAAUGUGGAGCAUGUGUUACUCUUUCAGAUAAUGAGCUGACUCCCAAGAUCUUGAAGAACUGUGCUCGUAGCUGUGAAGAGAACCAAGUAUCUGAUAGAGUAAAAGUGAUACCUUUGCUUUGGGGAUUGGUAACCCAAUCCUUACUUCAGAUUGAACCAGUUGAUUUCAUCAUUGGCUCAGACUGUUUCUUUGAUCCAAAGGUGUUUGAGGACAUUCUCAUGACUGUAUCUUUUAUAUUGGAGAAGUCCAGUGCUGCAGAAUUUUUAUCUGUCUAUCAGAUCCGUAGUGCAGAUUGGAAUAUACGAGCUUCACUAAGACAAUGGCAGCUGCAAUGUAAGUCAGUGCCUCUCAAAGAUUUUGGUGCAGAUGCAAAUAGUCUUGCUGACUCAGACCUCCCUGGGAAUCAUUCAUUUGAAUUUUUGAGAAUCAAUACAAUCAGGAAUCGGUGA
Messenger RNA from Darwinula stevensoni, 844 nucleotides. The record is from the annotation of a GenBank genome assembly. Lineage: Eukaryota; Metazoa; Arthropoda; Ostracoda; Podocopida; Darwinulidae.